AUGAUCUUUGCUAUCAAGGAGAUAAACAACAGCACAGAGCUUCUGCCAGACAUCAAACUUGGAUAUCAGAUCUAUGAUACUUGUGCCUCAGGGCUUUUAGCAGCACACGUGGCCUUUCAAUUAUCAAAUGGUCAGGACCCUGUGUUUUACAAAGGCAGCAGUUGUUCACACAUGGGGAUGGUGACGGCUGUUGUUGGAGACUCUGGAUCUACCCCAUCCAUCAGCAUGGCACGCAUCAUUGGACCCUUCAACAUUCCUCAAGUGAGCCAUUUUGCCACUUGUGCCUGCCUGUCAGAUAAGCAGCAGUACCCAACAUUUUUCAGAACAAUUCCCAGUGAUCAGUUCCAGGCUGAUGCUCUGGCCAAGCUGGUAAAACACUAUGGCUGGACUUGGAUUGGUGCUGUUCGUUCAGACUCAGAUUAUGGAAAUUAUGGAAUGGCAUCUUUUCUUGAUGCAGUGCAGAAAGAGGGUAUCUGUGUGGAGUACUCUGAAUCCUUCUUUCGAACUGACCCACGCAGCAAAAUUCAAAAAGUAGCUGAUGUUAUCCGGAGGUCAACAGCGCUGGUUGUUGUAGCUUUUGUUGCUGCAGGAGAUAUGAAUGUCCUGUUACAAGAGCUGGCUCUGGAGCCUACAGCACCUCGACAGUGGAUAGGAACUGAGGGCUGGAUAACUGACCCACUCAUGAUGAGCUUUAGUUUCUGUGCAGGGGCCAUCGGAUUUGGCAUUCAACGAUCUGUCAUUCCAGGACUGAAAGAUUUCCUGCUGGAUCUCUCUCCCACUGAAGUAGCUACCUCCUCAGUCCUGACUGAGUUCUGGGAGGAUGCAUUUAAUUGCAGCCUGACAAAAAAUGCUGAUCCAGAAAAGAAAGUCUGUGAUGGAAAUGAAAACUUAAAAUCACUCAAAAGUCCGUACACUGAAACAUCUCAACUAAGAGCUUCUAACAUGGUGUACAAGGCUGUUUAUGCAAUAGCUCAUGCUAUUCACAAUACAUUGUGUCACAAAAGAAAUCACACCACUCAGUGUGACAGAAAUAUCAGACUGGAGUCCAAACAGGUUUUUACUGCACUACAAAAAGUCAACUUUACUCGCAAUGGUUACCCUGUGUCAUUUGAUGCUAAUGGGGAUCCUGUGGCUUUUUAUGAGCUAAUCAACUGGCAAAUGAGUGAGAGUGGAGUUAUUGAGUUGAUAACAGUAGGACAUUAUGAUGCAUCACUUCCAAAAGGACAGGAAUUUCAGAUUAAAAGGAAGAUAUCUUGGGUUGAAGGUCGCACACAAGUUCCAUUGUCAGUGUGUUCAAAGAGUUGUCCUCAAGGAACACGUAAAGUUUUGCAAAAAGGAAAACCUAAAUGUUGCUAUGAUUGUAUACCAUGUCCUGAAGGAGAAAUCAGUAAUACAACAGACUCUCCAGAUUGCUUUCCAUGUACCAAUGAAUUCUGGCCUAAUACAGAAAGAAAUGCUUGUUUCCCCAAACCUGUACAGUUUCUGUCCUUUGAUGAAGUCCUGUCAAUCAUCUUGGCUGCACUGUCUGUCGUUGGGGCCUGUCUGGCCAUCACAACAGCAGUCAUUUUCUUUCAUCACAGAACAACUCCUAUUGUCAAAGCCAACAACUCUGAGCUGAGCUUCAUGUUGCUCUUCUCUCUGACUCUGUGUUUCUUAUGUUCAUUCACAUUCAUUGGAGCUCCCUCUGAGUGGUCCUGCAUGCUGCGGCACACAGCUUUUGGAAUCACUUUUGUUCUCUGUAUCUCCUGUGUUCUUGGGAAAACUGUAGUGGUUUUAAUUGCCUUCAAAGCUACACUUCCAGGUAGUAAUGCAAUGAAAUGGUUUGGGCCUCCACAACAAAGAUUGACCGUUGUGUUUUUCACAUUUAUUCAAGUUUUAAUUUGUACAAUUUGGUUGGUUCUCAGUCCUCCUUUUCCAAUACAAAAUCUGACAACAUACAAGGAGAAGAUCAUCCUGGAAUGUGCAUUAGGCUCUGCUGUUGGCUUCUGGGUUGUACUUGGGUACAUUGGACUGCUGGCUAUUUUUUGCUUUGUGUUAGCUGUUCUAGCUCGAAAACUACCUGAUAAUUUUAAUGAAGCCAAGAUGAUAACCUUCAGCAUGCUGAUAUUCUGUGCAGUAUGGAUCACCUUCAUCCCAGCGUAUGUCAGCUCUCCUGGAAAGUUUACUGUGGCUGUGGAGAUAUUUGCUAUUCUUGCCUCCAGUUUUGGACUGAUACUGUGUAUAUUUGCUCCAAAGUGUUUCAUCAUAUUGUUUCAGCCCAAGAAGAACACCAAGAAAUACUUAAUGAACAAAAGUACACGUUGUUUACCUGCCUUCUCAGAGAAUGGUGACUUUGUUAUUGGUGGUAUAUUUUCUAUUCAUUACAAACUGCAUGCAGUGAUUUAUAACUACACCACCAAGCCAGAACCGUCAAGCUGCAGUGGCAGCAUUGACAGUCGGGAACUGCGUUUUGCUCGUGCAAUGAUCUUUGCAAUUGAAGAGAUAAACAACAGCACAAAGCUGCUUCCAGGCAUCAAACUUGGAUAUCAGAUCUAUGACUCAUGUGCUUCAGUGCCUGUGUCUGUGCAUGUGGCCUUUCAACUAUCAAACGGACAAGACCCUGAAUUUUAUAAAGGCAGCAAUUGUUCCCAGUCUGGAGUGGUGAUGGCUGUUGUUGGUGAGUCUGGAUCAACUCCUUCCAUCAGCAUGUCCCACAUCUUUGGACCCUUCAGUAUCCCAUUGGUGAGCCACUUUGCUACUUGUGCCUGUCUGUCCGACAAGCAGCAGUACCCGACUUUUUUCAGAACAAUUCCCAGUGAUCAUUUUCAGGCUGAUGCUCUGGCCAAACUGGUGAAACACUUUGGCUGGACUUGGAUAGGUGCUGUCCGCUCAGACUCAGAUUAUGGAAAUAAUGGAAUGGCAUCUUUUCUUGAUGCAGCACAGAGAGAAGGAAUCUGUGUGGAGUACUCUGAAUCUUUUUAUCGGACCGACCCAAGUAGCAAGAUAAAGAGAGUAGCUGAUGUUAUUCGCAGGUCUACAGCAGUGGUUGUUGUGGCUUUUUUGUCCUAUGGAGAAAUGAGAGUUCUGUUGGAGGAACUGGCUCGGGCGCCUUCACCUCCUCGUCAGUGGAUAGGAAGUGAGUCCUGGGUAACUGACCCGAACCUAAUGAGCUUCAGUUUAUGUGCAGGAGCUAUUGGAGUUGGCAUUCAGCAAUCUGUCAUCCCAGGACUGAAAGACUUCUUACUGGAUCUCUCUCCCACCCAAGUAGUCGCCUCAUCUCUGCUAACAGAGUUCUGGGAAAACUCGUUCAACUGCAGCUUAAAAAAAUGUGAGCAAGGUUUCACAAUAUUUAAAAACAAUGUACAUGAAGGAAUGUGUGAUGGAACGGAAGACAUAAUGUUGCUUAAAAAUCCCUACACUGAACUGUCACCGUUAAGAGUUACUAACAUGGUGUACAAGGCUGUUUAUGCAAUAGCUCAUGCCAUUCACAAUGCAAUGUGUCAGGAAACAAAUCUCACCACUCAGUGUUAUAAAUACAUCAAACUGUUGCAUAAACAGGUUUUUACCGAAUUAAAAAAAGUAAACUUUUCUCAAAAUGGUUAUCCGGUGUCAUUUGAUGCUGAUGGCAAUCCUGCAGCUUUUUAUGAGCUGAUCAACUGGCAGAAGAGUGAGAGUGGAGGUAUUAAGCUGGUAACAGUAGGAUACUACGAUGCAUCACUGCCUAAACGACAGGAGUUUCAGAUCAACAGGAACAUAACCUGGGUGGACGGUGAGACCGAGGUUCCACUGUCAGUGUGUUCAGGGAGUUGUUCUCCAGGAACUCGUAAAGUGUUGCAGAAAGGAAAACCCAUCUGCUGCUAUGAUUGUAUACCAUGUCCUGAAGGAGAGAUCAGUAAUACAACAGAUUCUCAUGAUUGCUUCCCAUGUCGGAGAGAAUUCUGGCCUAAUGCAAGAAGAGACGCUUGUCUUUCAAAACCUCUGGAAUUCCUGUCAUUUAAUGAAGUCCUGUCAAUCAUCUUGAGUGCAUUCUCUGUUUUGGGGGCCUGUCUGGCCAUCAUGACAGCAGUUAUGUUCUUUCGUCACAGGACAACUCCAAUUGUCAGAGCCAACAACUCUGAGCUGAGCUUCUUGCUGCUCUUCUCUCUGACUCUGUGUUUUUUAUGUUCAUUAACUUUCAUUGGAGUUCCCUCUGAGUGGUCCUGCAUGCUGCGACACACAGCUUUUGGUAUAAUCUUUGUUCUCUGUAUCUCCUGUGUUCUCGGGAAAACUGUAGUGGUUUUAAUGGCCUUCAAAGCUACACUUCCAGGUAGUAAUGUCAUGAAAUGGUUUGGGUCUCCACAGCAAAGAUUGACUGUAUUGUCUCUCACAUUAAUUCAAAUUUUAAUAUGUGCCAUUUGGUUGAUUCUCAGUCCUCCUUUUCCAAUGAAAAAUCUGACCACAUACAAGGAGAAGAUCAUCCUGGAAUGUGCAUUAGGCUCUGCUGUUGGCUUCUGGGCUGUGCUCGGGUACAUUGGCCUGUUGGCUGUUUUUUGCUUUGCGUUAGCUGUUUUAGCUCGAAAACUACCUGAUAAUUUUAAUGAAGCCAAGCUGAUAACCUUCAGCAUGCUGAUCUUCUGUGCAGUUUGGAUCACCUUCAUCCCAGCAUAUGUCAGCUCUCCUGGAAAGUUUACUGUGGCUGUGGAGAUAUUUGCCAUUCUGGCUUCCAGCUUUGGACUAAUAUUGUGUAUAUUUGCUCCAAAGUGUUUCAUCAUCAUAUUUCAGCCCGAUAAGAACUCCAAAAAAUAUUUAAUGAACAAAAAUCAAAUGUAA
Nematolebias whitei (Rio pearlfish) is the source of this 4788-nucleotide messenger RNA. RefSeq names its product extracellular calcium-sensing receptor-like. The record is from RefSeq and is a predicted model, not a curated record. The transcript is spliced from 15 exons. Gene Ontology annotation, biological process: G protein-coupled receptor signaling pathway. Gene Ontology annotation, molecular function: G protein-coupled receptor activity. Gene Ontology annotation, cellular component: membrane. The coding region runs from base 1 to 4788 and encodes 1595 amino acids. Lineage: Eukaryota; Metazoa; Chordata; Actinopteri; Cyprinodontiformes; Rivulidae.